This is a messenger RNA of Cokeromyces recurvatus, 611 nucleotides long. RefSeq lists its product as uncharacterized. Lineage: Eukaryota; Fungi; Mucoromycota; Mucoromycetes; Mucorales; Mucoraceae. The transcript has a single exon. Gene Ontology annotation, molecular function: DNA-binding transcription factor activity. The coding region runs from base 160 to 477 and encodes 105 amino acids. Gene Ontology annotation, biological process: regulation of DNA-templated transcription. The record is from RefSeq and is a predicted model, not a curated record.
ACCACGAGUGUAUCUCAACAACAACAACAACAACAAUCACAGACUCGUCGUGUAGUACCUAAACCUGUUGCUAUUCUACCUAAACCCAAGACAGCAACUACCACCACCACCACCACCACCACCCCUAUUCCUAUCGCUAUCGCUCCAAGACCUGCUAGUAUGGUAACAUCAUCACAACUUCCUUCGCCUUUGAAACGUAAAAUAAAUGAAACAGAUGAAGCUGCACUUAAACGUCAAAAGAAUACAGAUGCUGCACGUAGAUCCAGACUUAAGAAGUUGAUCAAGAUGGAGAAUUUGGAAAAGCAAGUAAGUGAACUUGAGGGUGAUAAUGCCCGACUUACGACCCGUGUUGCCGUGCUUGAGUCGGAGAAAGGAGCUCUUAUUGAAAAAGAUAAAACGCUUGAAGAACGAAUUCGAACGCUUGAAGCACAAUUAGCUGAAGCCCACAGAGCCCUUACAGCAAAAUGCAAAGACUAAAUAAAUAUGUAUACAUGUAUAUUUAUAAAUAUAUAUAUACAUGUAUUCUCAAGAGAGAUAUAUACACAUAUUUAUAUAGAAUUCAUUUUCAAUUUUAUUUAAAUUAUGAAUAAAUGACUAUUAAAAAAAAAAAA